GGAACUCAUUCCUGGAGCUGAUGAAAAGAUUCGAGCAGCCAUCGUUAGGGUUGGAAACAGUGAAAGGUGACCGACAUAUUUACGGAGAGUUGUUCAGCAUUUGAUUCCGAUCGAAGUUCAGAGUGGUAGUUCGCCCCCUUUCGUCUACCAAAUUCUGGAUGCCGGGACGCCCUCGUUUUAACAGCGCAUUUCAGCUCGGUCAGUGAAUCCGUGGGCCGCUAUUUCUAACAGAAACCGUUCAAACUGUAGUUGGAUAAUAAUCUUAGUUAUGCACUGACUUCCGUUGAAGUUCCGUUGAAGUUUCGUUGAAGUUCUUGACAAGUCAGGUUUAGUUGUUGUUGCAUCUUGGAACGGGAACAUGAAAGUAAGAUGCCGAGGCGAGGAGAAGCAAGUGAAGAAGAUACGAAAAAGAUGGAAAGUAAGAAUUACCUUAACGUAAACUCUCUACGCCAAAUUUGGAAAGAUGAAUUCCUACCAAGUAUGAAGCAAUAAAUUCAAAAUGAACUUGAGUCGAUCGCUGCGAAUGCACAUCACGACUCUAACAACACGGGUCGACUCCAUCGAAAAAUCACAGGCCUUCAUUUGAGAUAAAUACGACUCUAUGUUAAAUGCACUCCAAUCUGUGAACAAAACGACAGAUAUACUCGAGAAACGAGACGCUGAAGUAGCGAAAACCACUGAUAAAUUUGGAUGAUCGAACCAACAGCAUGGAAGAAUCCAUGUAUCGAGUUGACUGUGUAAUUGAUGAAAUGCAACAAUACUCCAGAAGAGACUGCCUUGAAAUAACUGGCAUCCCUGUGUUAUCAAAUGACAGCCCUAAACAACUUGUAAAAGAGAUUGGAUCCCUGAUUGAUGUCCAAAUCAAUGAUGAUCAUAUUGCAGCAGCUCAUCGACUACCGGACACUGCGAAAGCGAAACAUCGAAUGAUCAUUAAAUUUGUGCACAGAGCUAAAAGGGAAGAAAUUUACAAGAAACGUAGAAAUCUAGCUGGAAAGAAUAUCAUCCAUCUGCCAUCAGUGCAAAACGACCCAGUUCAUAUCGCUGCUAGCAACAACAAAGUCCAUAUCAACGAAUCCCUCACUAGUUAUCGCAAACGGUUAUUUGGACGCAUAAAUGAAUUCAAACGAAGGAACAAUUUUAAAUAUCUCUGGACUGCAAAGGGAAGAAUCCUACUAAAGAUCAACGAAUCCUCAAGAACCGAAGCAUUUAAUACCCACGAAGAGUUUCAAGACUUCCUCGAUAAGAUAAGCAACUCAUAAAUUUUGCAUCUUUUCUUUUUAUUAACCCUCAUGCAGUUAUUGAUUAUUAUUCACUAUUGUAACAUUUAUUUACAACUCCGAGACUCAGAUAUUGACUAUGAUGACUCACAAUAGCCUUCAAGCAUUACCCCUUUUUAGCUUAAAUGAUACAGAGUUUCACAUUCUAACAGGAUCAAGUUAUUUUCAACUCACUCAGAUAUUGACUAUGAUGACUCACAAUAACCUUCAAGCAUUACCCCUUUUUUAGCUUAAAUGAUACAGAGUUUCAUAUUCUAACAGGAUCAAGUUAUUUACGACUUCAAAAUUUGAAAGACCUGGACUUAUACAACAUAUUACCUAAUCCUGAUAAAUUUGAUGAAGCUGACCAUGAUCAUAUGCUAAUUAGUCCUGAAUCUCACUAAUAUGAUAUUCCUAGUUUAAAUACAAUCCUAAGCAAAUCGGGUCAAUUUCAA
Molecule: messenger RNA, 1711 nt
Organism: Stylophora pistillata
Lineage: Eukaryota; Metazoa; Cnidaria; Anthozoa; Scleractinia; Pocilloporidae
Source: RefSeq, a predicted model, not a curated record